Molecule: messenger RNA, 4148 nt
Organism: Trichobilharzia szidati
Lineage: Eukaryota; Metazoa; Platyhelminthes; Trematoda; Strigeidida; Schistosomatidae
Source: the annotation of a GenBank genome assembly
AUUUGAAUCAAUUCAUACGCGCGUACUAUGAACACAUGAGGUUCACUGCUUACAUUUUUUCUAUAUACUCUAUGCCAUGACUUCGGUGGAUUCUAAGGUUUUACAUAAUAACGAGGCUGUCCACAAUUGUUUGUCAAAAAUACCUAGUAAGUUAUUACCUCAAACCACCUUUAUGAAAAUGUUAAUAACAUACUAAUGUUCAUCUCUUCUUUUUUUAUUACAUGAUUACUUAGGGACCCAGUUCUAUGUCUAACGAAUGGAAUAACAGGUUAGUUUCAUGUGUCUUAUUCUAUUCAGAUAAUAUGUAAACUGGUUCAUGUUAUUUAUCUAUGUACUUACUAGAAAAAUUUGAUUUCAUAUGAAUUCUAAAAGAAGCAAAAUAGAGUCAUCGGAAACUCCGGCAGUUGACCGUCAUAAUACUGCAGAUGAUGACAAAGGUUCGGGUAUGGUUCGUCCGCCUCUACCCAGCCGGGAUGCCACUUCGGAAUCAUUUUCACGACAUAGUCAAUUUGAUGAAUUACACGAAAGGGAUGAUAAACAAGAAGUUGUUUGGGUUGAAGUUAUUAACUGUGAAAAUUCCUCUCCCUUACGAAUUGCCUAUUCAAAUGUAAAGUCUAUUGGAAGUGGUUCCUUCGGCGUUGUCUAUUCCGCCACACUCGGUGAUAAUCGUGAAGUAGCGAUUAAAAAAGUUUUACAAGACAAAAGAUAUAAAAAUCGUGAACUACAAAUACUUCGAUUAUUACAUCAUACUAAUAUUGUAUCAUUGUAUUAUUAUUUUUAUUCAACCUCGUCAUCGAAACCUGGUGAAACUUAUUUAAACUUAAUACAAGAGUAUGUACCGCAAACGCUUAGUCGUCUUAUCAGACAUUAUUGGCGAAUUCGACAGUCAAUACCCUUGGUAUACGUUAAGUUGUACAGUUUUCAACUUCUACGUGGAUUAGCCUAUAUGCAUAAUCAAGGCAUAUGUCAUCGAGAUAUUAAACCACAGAAUUUGUUAAUCAAUCCAGAUGAAGGUGUACUGAAAAUUUGUGAUUUUGGAAGUGCUAAGGCGUUGAAUCCUGAAGAACCCAAUGUCUCCUACAUUUGUUCACGAUAUUAUCGAGCGCCAGAGUUGAUUUUUGGAGCUACUCAUUAUACUGUACAAAUAGAUAUGUGGUCAGCUGGUUGUGUUAUCGGUGAAUUGUUGCUUGGACGACCACUUUUUCCAGGUGAAUCUGGAGUAGAUCAACUAGUUGAAAUUAUCAAAGUACUCGGUACACCAACACGUGAACAAGUUCUAGAAAUGAAUCCCCAGUAUAGUGAAUUCAAAUUUCCAAAUAUUCAAGGUUGUUCAUGGGAAAAGUUAAUUCGUAAUCGUAGUGCAGAUACAGCCUUCUGUGUAUUAGAGAAAUUAUUAGUCUACAGCCCUAAAACACGUAUGACUGCUUCGGAUAUCUUGGGGUGUAGUUUCUUCAGUGAUUUAAUCUCACCACCACCUGGACAUCCAGCUGAUGCAACCGGUCAUCUACCAAGUGGUAAACCAGCGCCAAGUUUUAUAAAUCAAUUCACUGAAGAAGAACUGUCCUAUUUUCCAAAAGAAAUGUCAACUCGACUUAGAGCAUAUAAAAAUGCUAUUGCAACAAAAAGUCAUUCUGUUGUAAAUCUUUCCACGCUAGACAAAUCUGAAGCAAAUAAUCCAAAGAACAAGGGUUCUUGUUCUUCCUCGUCGUCAUCAGCAGUAGCAGUUGGCGGCAGUGUUAAGUCUGGACGAAUGCGUAUUCAAAAUUCCAACACUUCAUCGCAUGAUACACUUAUCCCUCCACGAUUUUCUCUACAAUUACCAAAAGGCAGUAGUCGAAAAACUCAAAGAGCAUCAGUGAGUAGUGGUGUUAACUUUAGUCGUAAUGAUGUUCUCCGGUCAAGUUCUGGUAAUCCAUAUCAUCCGAGGAUAAUGACUACAUCAGUUAGUGAAAAUCGUCCAAUCCAUGUUGGAAGACGUCAAUCUCAAGGUUCUAUUGCAGCUGAGAAUUCAAAAAAUAAUCCACUACGUGAAUCACAACCGUAUCUUUCAUCGCAUCCGACUAAUCUUCGAUCUUCGAAUGGUCAUAAUCGUAACAGUAAUGUGAUGAUGGAUAAUAGUCGGGAGAAUACUCUGCUAAAUAAACUGAGGAUUAAAAAAAACUUCAUCAGUGUUCACAAGCCUCUACCGCCGGGAAUUCAACGGCGUCGUCUUCACUGAAAGAAAAACACAACAACAACAAACAAAACAGGUUGGUGUAUCUUGUACAGAAAAACACACACAGUAGAGCGUCCAAGUUUCUAUCUCCAUUAUAACUCUAAUGGGUAUUACUCCUACUCCUACUCCUUCUAUUACUAUUGCUCCUAUUGUAAAUCAUUUCAAUAUUAAAACCGAAUUGUUCUGUCCUUCUCCUCCUCCUUCGUCGCCGUCGUUGUCGUUGUUGUGAUCACUAUCGUCACCAAAGGCGUGCUUCAUUGAUAAAACCACUGCCUGUAAUACGUUUGUUUAUGUGUGUGUGUAUGUAUGUAUGUUUGUACAUGCAUUGGAUCCAACGCAUUUAACGGCAUGCACAAACACACACACACACUCUGUCACUCUCUCACGCAUUACUUCUUCAUUAUUUCUCAUAUAUAUUGUUAAAACUUUCCUCUUUCCCCUCCUCACUCUCUCCCUGUCUGCUGCACUCUUGUAUUUCUGUUGUCGCCAUCUCCGUCACCGUUUGAUUUUCCAUCUUUUGUCAUUGGUAAUCUAAUAAUGUACAUAAUCCUACUUAUUGUAUGAAUACUACUGCUUCCUCUACACCUUCUUUCUAUCUUUCGCUGCCAGUACUACUAACAACGAUAAUAACAGUAGUACUAGUAGUUGCUGUUGUUGUUGUUUCACUGGUGUGACAGUAUUAUUCUGCUCAAGUAAUAAUCGUAUAAAAAAGUGAUAAUACCGGAUUUUGUCAUCAUUUUUGUCAUUUCUUUUUUCUUCUUGAAUUUCCAUUCAUUUUUUCCCCAAUGAUUUAUUUCAUUUUCUCUGAUAAUUUAUUUAUUGAUUAAUUAAUUAAUUAACUGGAUUAUCGAAAUUCUUGAAACCGGUGGGCGUGUGUGUAUAUUUGCGCGCGCGCGCGCCUUUACGUUUGAAUUGGCGCGUUUUCCUCUUUUCACCUUGACAGCAAAAAGCAAAUAUCGAUCUGUGAUGGUGACAUGAAGUAUGCCUACCUACUUUAUCAAAGCCCUAUUAUAUAUUUUUAUUAUUUACUAUUACUAAGGAGUGAUAAAUACUACUGUUUAUAGUAAUAGUAAUGGUAGUAUCAGUAUCAGUGAUUUUAUGCAAAUCUCAUUUUGUGUAGCAAGUUGGGUGUGUAUGCGUGUUGCUCUACGGUGUAGGUAUAACCAUUUUAUAAAUGUGUUGUGUCUUUUCUGUUGUACAACUAACAACUGCAUUUUACUUUAUUUUUUUUGUUCGAACCCCGGCAAGCCCACCAAACAGCUCCGACAUGCGUAUCUUUCUUUCAAUGUGUUCAUUUGUUCUGCUGAAUCUCAAAUUUUGUCUUUUAUUCUUCUUCUUCUGAUACUGUCUCAAUAAUUUGUUUGUUUUUUCAUUUUUUGCUUGUUUUUUUUCACCUGUGUAUGUCGAUAGUAUUUUUAAUUUUAAUUUAUUUUGUGGAGUUUUUCUCCUCUUUCUUUUGUUGUUUUGAUUAUUUUGACUAUUUCGAUCUAUCUUCUAUAUUGACGACAACUCCUUUGCUCGCAUGCAAUGCCAUGCCAUGCCGUGUCAUACGAUGUGGACAUCUUCAUGCAUUCAAGCUGUGUGAUCAACUUCGAUCUGUUAUUAAUUUCAUUACUAUUAUUUAAUAUUAUUAUUGUUAUUAUUAUUAACCGACGUGUGAUGUCUGAUUUAAUUUUGAUUUCUGACUUGUAUUCAUGACUUUAUAUUUUCUAUGAAUGGAACAAAGCUUCAGUCUCCUUUUUCUCUCUCUUGAUUUUCCCAUUUUUGUAUAAAAUAAUAAUAAUAAUAAAAGUAAUAUGACGUAAUGAGAUCUGAAGGAUUCUUCCACCUGCCAAAGAUCGAUAUAUACAUAUAUGUAUGUAUGUAAGUAUGCAUGCACGUUCUGUAGUGUCGCUUCUUUAUUUAUUUUCGUCAUUUGCGUCUGGUUUUUCAC